AUGGAAGCAACCAAACAAGAGCCAAAGGAUAUGGUGAUCAACUCUCCUCCAAGCCUCUUUAGGAGGAAAAAGUGGACCAAGUUGGAUAAAAAUCUUGCUUUGGUCUUUCUAAUUUUGCAUCUUCUUUGCGUUUUCGCACCGUUUUGUUUUACUUGGGGUCGUUUCUUUCUUGCUAUACUAUUAGCCAAUCUAACAGGUAUAGGUAUUAGUGUUUCGUAUCAUAGAAAUCUCGCACAUCGAAGCUUCAAACUCCCUAAAUGGCUCGAGUAUUCACUUGCUUAUUGUGGAGCUCACGCACUCCAGGGUGAUCCGAUUGAUUGGGUGAGUACACACAGAUGUCAUCAUCGAUAUGUUGAUUCGGAACGAGACCCACAUAGUCCUAUUUACGGAUUUUGGUUUAGUCAAAUCGCGUGGCUUUUUGAUUCGUAUAAUUUGACCAAAAAAGUGUGUCCAAACUAUAAUACUUCUCAAAAGAUUGAAAGAAGCAAGUUUAUGUCGUUCAUGAAGCAUGGAUAUCCAGACAAUGUCAAUGACUUGUUGAAUCAAUCCUUCUAUAAGUUCAUGCAUAGAACAUAUUUUCUUCAUCCACUAGCUCUCUUGGUAUUGUUGUAUGCUAUUGGAGGAGCUCCUUUUAUCAUAUGGGGAAUGUCGGUGAGGUUCGUACUAAGCUUGCACAUAACAUCUAUGGUAAACUCAGUAUGUCAUAUCUGGGGAAAGCAACCAUGGAACACGGGAGACAUGUCGAGGAACAAUUGGUUGGUGGCUUUACUUACGUUUGGAGAAGGAUGGCAUAACAAUCACCAUGCAUUUGAGUACUCAGCAAGGCAUGGUCAUGAAUGGUGGCAGAUUGAUUUUGGUUGGUAUAUUAUUAAGCUUCUUCAAGUCAUUGGAUUGGCUACUCAUGUCAAAUUGCCUUCUGAAAACUACAAGCAAAGGUUGGCUGCCGAUUAAGAUUACAAUGAUCCUUAAAGA
This is a messenger RNA of Cucurbita pepo subsp. pepo (vegetable marrow), 972 nucleotides long. RefSeq names its product palmitoyl-monogalactosyldiacylglycerol delta-7 desaturase, chloroplastic. Gene Ontology annotation, molecular function: palmitoyl-[glycerolipid] 7-desaturase activity. Gene Ontology annotation, cellular component: endoplasmic reticulum membrane. Gene Ontology annotation, biological process: very long-chain fatty acid biosynthetic process. The record is from RefSeq and is a predicted model, not a curated record. Lineage: Eukaryota; Viridiplantae; Streptophyta; Magnoliopsida; Cucurbitales; Cucurbitaceae.